Molecule: messenger RNA, 3184 nt
Organism: Panthera uncia (snow leopard)
Lineage: Eukaryota; Metazoa; Chordata; Mammalia; Carnivora; Felidae
Gene: KLHL34
Product: kelch like family member 34
Exons: 1
Coding region: 15-1967 (650 amino acids)
Molecular function (GO): protein binding
Source: RefSeq, a predicted model, not a curated record
CCACCCUGGACAUCAUGAGUUACUUUCUAUCUUACUGUAAAGCUCAUGGCGGUGCACUGCUCACCGGCUACCAGGCCCUGCGCGCGGAGGGCUUCCUGUGCGAUGUGACGCUGGAGGCCGAGGGCAGCGAGUUCCCGGCCCAUAGGUCGCUUCUCGCGUGUUCCAGCGACUACUUCAGGGCCCUGUUCAAGAGCCACACCCGGGAAUCCAGGGCGCGCGUGAUCCACCUGCACGUGCCGUCGGCGGCUGGCCUGCAGCGCCUGCUGGACUUCAUCUACACCGCCUGGCUGCCGCUCUCCAUGGACACGGUGGAGGACACGCUCGAGGCCGCCAGCUAUCUGCAAGUCACCGAAGCAUUGGGGCUGUGCGGUCGCUACCUGGAGCGCCAGCUGGCUCCAGAGAAUUCUUGCUUCGCCGCCAACGUGGCUGCGCGCUUCGGCCUGGCGCACACGUUAGGCGAGGCCGAGCGCUGCAUCGUGCGCCACCUGCGGGAGCUGCUGGUGCGGGGCGCGGGCCCCGCGGGGCUGCUGGAACUGAACCCCACGUCGCUGAAGGCUGUGUUGGGUGCCCCCGACGUGGCGCGGGUGCCUGAGACCUGGCUGCUGGGUCUGGCGUUGGCCUGGCUGCGGCAGGAGCCUGAGGCCGAACGCCUGGCCUACUGCUCCUCGCUGCUUGAGCGCGUUCGCUUCGGCCUAGUACCUGCAGACGUGCUGCGGCGCGUGUACUCGCGCUCUGGCCUCGUGCUGCCCGCCCGGGUUAAGGGCCUCAUUAUCCAAGCCCUCAACUACCACACUGCGCCCUCCCGCCAGCCGCUCGUGCAGGGCGAGCAGACCAGCGUCCGGAGCCCCCAAACUCGCAUCUUGUUGGUCGGAGGGCGCAGGGCGCGGGAGGCGGUGACCGAGGAGGUCGCGGCCCCACCGCCGGUAGCCAGGGGCAGGGGCGCCAUGGCGGAGCCCGAGGAGGAGGAGGGGGAGGAGGAGGAAGGUGAGUUGGAAGAGGAGGAGGAGGAUUGGGAGCUCACCCAAGACGUGGUGGCCUUCGACGUGUACAACCACCGCUGGCGCAGUCUCACGCGGCUGCCUGCACCGCUACUGGGGCACAGCGUGUGCACCGCAGGCAAUUUCCUGUUCGUCCUGGGCGGGGAGAGCCCUUCGGACGGCGCUUCCUCACCCCUGGCAGGCGGACAGCGGGCCGUCACGGCCCAAGUGCACCGUUAUGACCCGCGCUUCCACGCUUGGACGGCGGUGCCCGCUAUGCGAGAAGCGCGGGCCCACUUCUGGUGCGGCGCGGUGGGCGAGGCGCUCCUGGCCGUCGGGGGUCUGGGCGCCGACGGCGAGGCGCUGGCGUCGGUAGAGAUGUACGACCUUCGCCGGGACCGCUGGACGGCUGCCGGGGCGCUGCCGCGGGCGUUGUAUGGCCACGCGGGGGCCAUCGGGGACCGCGGCAUCGUGUACAUCUCUGGGGGUAAGGCGGGGAGAGGCGAGGGCAGCUCGAGCAGCCUCCGGGACAUGUACACCCUGGGCCCUGGGGAGCGACCGUGGAGCAAGAGGGCGCCCAUGAGCACUGCCCGCUUCGGGCACCACAUGGCUGUGCUGCGAGGCGCGGUGUUCGCCUUUCUGGGGCGCUAUGAGCCCUUCUCUGAGAUAGAACGCUACGAGCCCGGCACGGACCAGUGGACUCGACUGCGGCCGCUACCUUAUGAUCGCUUCUGCUAUGGGCUGGCCGUUGUGGAGGAGACGGCGCUGCUGCUGGGCGGCCUCAAGUGGCGGGAUUCGCGGCAGGUGUCUACCCGCAACGUGGUGGGCUACGACCUCGACCUGGACCGCUGGGAGGACAUUGGCUGCGCGCUACCCUGGGCCUGGAACGGCCUCCAGUGUGCAGUGCUGCAGCUGGCUGAGAGUGGGGAUGAGGAGAGGGAGGGAGUGUUCGGAGAAACGCCAGAUUUAAUGCUGGGCUUAAUGGGUUAGUGCAGUCUCCGGGAGACAGGAGAGAAAAAGUCGCGCUUGAGCAGGUUUACAGAGUAAUACGUGGGCUUUUCCUAAGAAUGGGACUCUGGGAGCAGGGCGGCUUCUGAAGUUUAAAUAUGCAAACAAGGGCUUGGCCCAACAGGAACAUUUCCCCUUAAGCUGAGAAUGGGAGACAGGAUGAGUCAAAACAGAAGGAUAUAUGAAUCGGCUUCAGUGAGCUGGAAGUCUAGGAAGACUCACGCUGGACUAGAGAUGGACUUUUGCAAAGAAGAUAUGACCCUGUUUUCCCUCUUAAAGUGUUUCCUUAGGUGCUAGACUGAUUACUUGUGCCAAACAAGGCCAAAAAUGUACAAGAAAUUAUAUACAAAACCUCGAAAAUUGUUAGCUAUAAAAGCUGUAAUAAAUAGUACGAAAAUAUGGCAUUAUCUGAAUAAAUAGUGAAGGGAAAGUGCCUUCAUUAAAUAGCAUGAAAUCACUGUAAGGAGAGCUAUGAUUUUAUGAUCCAGAACCAUGUUUAUAGUUCUGAUGGUUUAAUAUAAAUGUAGAACUGAGAGAGAAAAAAAAAUCUCUAAGAAAGCACUUGUUUUUGGAAAAAGUAUACUAGGUUAAGUUUUUGUGUCCCUCAUCCUUAAUCCCUAGCCUGCUUUUGCCUUGGCUUUAGGCCAUUCAUUGGUUUUAUCUCAGCAGUCCUGAGCCAGAAUAAUCAGGCUCUUUUGGUUAAGCGGCACAUCUAGCAAAACCCAAACCUGUUUCUUUCAUCUUUAAAUGUUCAUUCUGCAGACAUACCAUAGGUUAUAUUUGUAAAAAAACAACCCCAAAAAACAAUAACUUAUUUUUGGUGGUGCACCCCCCCCCCCAACUUCCCAAGAAUCAACAGAGGAGGAAAGAGGAGUAUGUGAAAUUUUCAAUUUGUGGCAGUUAAGUGGGAAACCAGCUUGAUUUUGCAGGGUCUCAGAAAACAUACUUGCAUACCCUGAACAGCUGCUGCUUCUGGCUUAUACCACCAGUGGAGUGGCAAAGUUAGAACUGAUAACUAGGGAAGGGGGUAGGGGGAAGAUGGCUCUGUGAUUAGGUCUCAAAGAAAUGUGGUGAGGAACUCUGCAUGAAUAAAGUAGGUGCUUUGUAAGGAUUCAUUAAGAGCUAAAUUUAUUUCACUUCAGUUUACAGUGCUGCCUCUCUCCUAGAUUUGAAACUAAUGCAAUAAAAUGUACAGAUAA